Molecule: messenger RNA, 948 nt
Organism: Nematolebias whitei (Rio pearlfish)
Lineage: Eukaryota; Metazoa; Chordata; Actinopteri; Cyprinodontiformes; Rivulidae
Exons: 11
Coding region: 1-948 (315 amino acids)
Biological process (GO): adenylate cyclase-activating G protein-coupled receptor signaling pathway
Cellular component (GO): plasma membrane
Molecular function (GO): G protein-coupled receptor activity
Source: RefSeq, a predicted model, not a curated record
AUGGGGGUCAAUGAUUUACUGAGCACGAAUCAGAUUGAUAUCCUGUCUAAUGUGUACAUAUCAUUGCUCACUUUCAGUUUGGUUGGAAGUUUUUCAGUCCUGGUUGUUUCCAUAGUCAAAUGGAGACAUCUAAGAGAUCAGGUCCACCUCCUGGUGCAGCUCACUCUGGCGGACCUCCUGGCGGCUGCCAUCCUAAUGUUCACCGCUGUCACAAAUAAAUUUAACAGCAACGUUAAACUUGCACUCAUGUGCCAUUACAGCCUGCCACUUUCACUGACAUUUUAUUUCAUUUCAUUCCUGUUGGUGGUUGUUUAUGCCUGGAAGUCAAGAAAGGCCAUUCAGGGAUGGAGGGAAAGGUCUCCAGAUGAUGAGGACAUACUGAAUCAAUGCAAAAAACGAUUUGUAGAGACACCUUUAUACACCCUUGUGUGCUGUAUUUUGUUUUUGGAUCUCUGGGGGCAUUUCUCAGUUAAUGAGAGAGAUGAUGGAUCGAAUUAUUCCCAUGAAUAUAUCAUCGGAAUUGUUCUUUUCAUUGUGUUGAUAUCAGUGAUGAUAUCCUGCUCGUUUAUUUACUAUAAGGUGGGAAAGUGGUAUGAAACACGCAUCCAUGACGGGUUCUUUCCUGUAGAGGGAGACGGGCUUUCAAGGAGGCGAUUUAAACGAUUGUUUUCUACAGCGCGGAAUAUGGUGAUGGUCAUCUUCCUCUGCUGGACACCAGUUCUCGUUGUCAUUCUGCUGUCUAUACCGGUGAUAUCAUCAAAAGUUGAACAGCGCCACAUAUUUGGUCUUUAUGUCUUUCAGGCUGCCAUGGUGUCCCUUCAAGGCUUUCUGAACAGCAUGGUUUACGCCUGGAAACGGCCCAACUUUACAGAGGCCGUUCUCGGGGAGACCACAGCCCUGGUGGGACACAGCCAGCUGGCUUUCUUUGAUGAAUCGUUCAGAAUCUGA